UUUUUUUUUUUUUUUUUUUUGUUCUUUUUUCUUCCUAUCGCAACUUAUUGUAGCUUUUUUCUAUAUAUUUUUAUCAUCCCAUUUAUAAAUGUGUGUAACGUUUAAAAAUGAUUAUUCUAAGACAUAAUACCUUAUCAGCCGAAGAUCUUUUCCUUAUUGAACGGAUCAUGAGAAAAGUAGCAGAAGCACCGCAUGAACAGCAUUCAUUAGAGUAUUCACUAUUAAAUAAAAGCAGAGGAGAAGUAUAUGGAUUCAUUGCUGGCGUAUUUAAACGACUCGGUAUUUGUCAAGCGCUAGGUAUCACAAUAUCGGAUUUUUUGGAUUUCUUGAUCGACAUCGAAAAGGGUUAUAAUGAUAACCCGUAUCAUUCCUUCUAUCAUGCCGUAGAUGUAGCCAUGGUUCUUAAUCACAUGAUGGUGCAAUACGAUAUGUCCCAAUACAUUACCAAAAUAGAUUUGGCUCUCAUCAUGAUUGCUGCCUUGUGUCAUGAUAUCGGCCAUCCCGGUAAAAACAACCAGUUUGAAGUAGCAUGCAAAACCGAACGAGCUAAAAAGUAUCAUAACUUGUCUGUACUCGAGUGCCAUUCUUCGGCAUUAACCUUGGAACUCAUUGACAAGCACCAUUUAUUUCGCCAUAUUGAGUCUUCCAGUGAAAGUGCCGGUGUACCUCUGACAGAGGAAGAAGCCAAAGUCUUCACAAUAAAGAUGAUUUUAGCUACAGACAUGGUCUGUCACUUCACUCUAAAGGAUAAUAUCACUAUCUUGCACGAAAAAAUCGAUAACCUCAAGGAACAAAUGCAGGUGAGCGAAGCGUUUCAAAACACCGUCUCCAUCGCCAAACAAGAACGCACACUUUUACCGAUCUUUCCAGAGGAGAAGGGUCCGAAUCCUUUCAAUUAUUUCGCAGAGAAUUAUUUUCAUACAGAUAAAGUACCUUGCCUUGCACAUGGUGAAAAAGUGUUGUUGGGUGGAGAAGAAAGAUUAAUGAUGUGCAAAAUAUUGAUCCAUGCCGCAGAUAUCAGUAACCCGUGUCGACCAUGGCCUGUCUUUUAUCAACAAUCUAGUCUGGUCUGUGUUGAAUUCUUUCGUCAGGGAGAAGAAGAACUACGGCUAGGUUUACCAGUCUCACCCAACAUGAACCCAAGCGAAGCCAAUCCGUCGAGUAUUAAUGUGGGCUUUAUUGAUUUUAUUGUGCAACCUUACUUUGAAGCAUUGGCCAGUCUGUUUCCGAAAUCCAAGGAAUUGGUGGUGCAAUGUGGCCAAAAUAAAAAGGAAUGGCUUAAACUAUCCUCACAGCGCCUGGAUAUUCUCCGUAAUACAUUAAUGCCAAUCGAGGUGGCUUUAGGUCCCAUGUGUCCCAUACAUCAUGUUACAAAUGCAGCUGGCACCGUACAAAUUCCUGACAAGUUUGGAAAAGACAUUCGUAACAAACUUAGAAGGCAAUCACUCAAACCCACAACGACAGGUACAAACUGGCUGGUAGCUGUAGAUGAAAAGAAGAGACUAAAGUUACGAAGAAAAAGUGAGGAAAUUUCUUUAUUACAUCAUCGAAAUCCUCGCAGCAUUUCCUCCAUCACCAAAAGCCGUAGAAAAAGUGAUGAGACAAGUGUUUAUUUGAACCAUCCAAAGAUGGUAUCUCUCUCUGGUUAUGAAUAAUUUUUUUUUCGUUUUCGUUUUUCCUUCCUGUAUAUAGUUUUACUUCUUUUUUUUUCAAAUUGUACAUAAUGCAUUUUAUAUUAUAAACAGUGUUUUAUUCCCUA
Mucor mucedo is the source of this 1759-nucleotide messenger RNA. RefSeq lists its product as uncharacterized. NCBI's taxonomy places the organism in Eukaryota, Fungi, Mucoromycota, Mucoromycetes, Mucorales, Mucoraceae. Gene Ontology annotation, biological process: signal transduction. The transcript has 3 exons. Gene Ontology annotation, molecular function: 3',5'-cyclic-nucleotide phosphodiesterase activity. Bases 108 to 1655 code for a protein of 515 amino acids. The record is from RefSeq and is a predicted model, not a curated record.